AUGGAUGCAUCGACAACUGCAUGUUCGUACUCUUCUCACCUCCCUUUCCCUUUCCCCUUUUUCGGCAGUGCGGUGAAGGCUGCGCUCCUCGUGAUGAAACACGUCGGGGGGAAAAUCAUGCUCUUCGCCUCGUACCCCCCCACGAUAGGCGAGUUGGUCACCAAACGCAGCGGCGGUCUGGCAGGCGCUGACGGCACGGGAAGCGAAGGCGGCAGCCGCCAGCAACCAGACCGCGAAGUCGAGCUCUUGAAGCCGGCUACCGAGGUUUACCAGCAAUUUGCGCAGCAGCUGACGCAGUCGCAAGUCUCCGUCGAUCUCUUCAUCGCGCCGUCGUCGUGCGCGUCGCCGUCGUCUUGCGGAAACGUCCCGGCGAAUGGAGCCUACGGCGCAAAGGCGGGGGGAUCUGCGCCUGGCGUGGUGUCCUCUCCCUAUUGUGAUCUGGCGACUAUCCUGCCGCUCGCAGAGUUGACGGGCGGCGAAGUCCGGUACUAUUCAGCGUUCAAUCGCCUGCAACAUGGCCAGCAACUGGAAAACGACAUCGUCCACAUCAUCACUCGCACCACGGGGUGGGAGGCAGUCAUGCGCAUCCGCGUUUCUCGCGGUUGGCGGAUUGCUGCUCGCCACGGUCGCUUCUUCCUCCGCGGCACCGAUCUCUUCGUGCUUCCCACCGUCAACGCUGAUUCUACCUUUUCGAUUUUGAUGGAACUCGACGACCAGAGCUCAGGCCCCGGCAACUCUCUCGUCGCUCCCCCCACGGGUUCAGACAACGUCAUCGCUGUCCAGGCUGCUCUCUUGUACACGAACAGUGACGGCGAACGCCGAAUCCGCGUCCACACCUUCUGCAUGCCAGUCUCUCAAAAUAUUCAGGACAUCGUCAGCUCCAUGGAUCCGGAGGUGGUCACGUGCCUUCUUAUCCAGCAGGCGAUUGAUCAGUCUCUGCGCUCGAAGAUUGCCGACGGUCGGGCCUUCCUGCAAACGAGUUGCGCCCAACUGCUGUCGGUGCUCCACACCGUAGGCAGUUCGCCGCAAGUCGCCACCGGCUACUCGCUCCCGUCCCUCCCUCACUAUGGAGCCGUGGCCGCAGCCAGCACAGGCAAUCCGGCUGGAGGCGCGUUGAUGGAGGCAGGCAGGCUCGUCGCGCUCUUCAUUUUGGGCGUCCUUAAAAGCAACGCUUUCAGGCAUGUCAAAGAAGUGUCGACAGAUCAGCGAGUCUUCUCGUGGAGCCGCCUGCUGGCGCUCCCUGUGGACAGGAUUUGUGCGUACGUACACCCGCGCAUGCUGCCUCUCCACAACCUUUCGAACUUUGGAGGCCCCCACGACCAAGUGUUGGACGGCCAGGAGGAGGUGAUUUUGCCUCCGGCCUUGCGCUUGACAGCCGAGGAGAUGACUCAAGAUGGAGCGUACCUCCUCGAGAACGGCGAAGAGAUGCUACUCUGGAUUGGCAGGAGCAUCUCGCCGCACUGGCUGUCGUGCGUGUUUGGCGCGCACUCGCUCGACUGCGUCCACCCCGACGUCGCUGCGGCUGCCAUCGGAGACACACAGGAUCCUCUCGGCCUUCGGGUCCGCGCCGUGAUCCAGAGCCUGCAAGGCGAGCGCCUGUGCAAUGCCAUGCGCCUCCUCGUUAUUCGUCAGGGCGAUCCCUCAGAGCAGAAGUUCUUCGCACAGCUCAUGGAAGAUCGCGUCCCGUCGCUCCUCCUCACUUUCGCGGAGUUCCUCCAGAAGGUCGACGUGCGGUCGCAGCUCCAGGCUCCUGCGCCGCCGAUGAUUCCAGCGGGCGCGCCUCCGCCGUCACAGCAGCCGCGCAUGUAUUGA
Neospora caninum is the source of this 1812-nucleotide messenger RNA. RefSeq lists its product as hypothetical. Gene Ontology annotation, cellular component: endoplasmic reticulum exit site; COPII vesicle coat. Gene Ontology annotation, biological process: intracellular protein transport; endoplasmic reticulum to Golgi vesicle-mediated transport; COPII-coated vesicle cargo loading. The transcript has 10 exons. The coding region runs from base 1 to 1812 and encodes 603 amino acids. Lineage: Eukaryota; Apicomplexa; Conoidasida; Eucoccidiorida; Sarcocystidae. Gene Ontology annotation, molecular function: zinc ion binding; SNARE binding. The record is from RefSeq and is a predicted model, not a curated record.